AUGGAAGAAGCGGAUGAAAACAAUGCGGGAAGAGAAAUGAAAAGAGACAUCAACGAUGCGGAGAUUGAGAGUGAUGGAGAAUGGAGGAGGACGGAUGACGGACAAAAAGUUGGCCCAUAUCCGUUCCGACUGAGGGAAACCUGCUGGGAUUGCUUCUCCUUUCACUUUAUACUAUCACUGCUAAUGUUAGCGAUAUCGACAAAUGACACCCGGAUAUGGCUGGACCACAUCAUCGCCAACACUUCGCUAGGCCGACGCAUGUUAUAUCGGCUUGACCUGAACAGUCUACGCCAUACCUAUUACCUGAUUACACCGAAUGAAACGAUGUUCGGGAGUGAGCACGAAGUGCCCAACUACACUGCCCAGGUCAGUCUUUGGUGGUUCUUGUUUAUCAUACUCGAAUUUUGCUUGCUGUUUUUACGUGGACAUAACGAUCGAUUUGCCCUCAACGAUUCUAUUACAUCAAUUUCUGCCGGUAUUCUCUCACAGUGUUUCAAACCACAAUACAGCAGUGGAGAGGAAGGAGAAUUGCGAGAGAUUGAAGAUUAUGAGCAGAUUGGAUUUCUUUGGGGACUUCAUACGAUACAUCAUAGUUCUGAGUAUUUUAACUAUACAACAGCUUUACGACAAGCUGCUAUUCAAGAUGUUGGACUUGCCAUCUACGAUGUUCUGCAGGCAUUUUUCAUACCGCCAUCAAUAUUUCUGGUUCACCGAUACUUUAGCGAGAUCUAUCAAUUCACAUUGCAUACCACCUUAUUUGAUAACUACGGUAAGCUGGGAAUUAUCCUUAAUACGCCAUCUCAUCACCGUGUUCACCACGGUCGUAAUCCAUAUUGCAUUGAUCGUAAUUAUGCAGCGGUGUUCAUCAUAUGGGAUAAAAUGUUUGGUACCUUUGAGCCGGAACGUCAAUUUGAAAAACCGUUUCACACAUUGUAUGAGUUGUUAUUUGUCAAGUGGAGAAUGAAGACGGAAAAAGGCGAAUGGAUGUUCCGAGGAAUUGAAAAGUUGAAGGCCAUUUACUAUCCACCAAUAUACAUGCCUGGCAUGAAAGUACGACGCUACUUCCAUUGGUUUUCAAUGGUUGACCACGAGGAAGGCAUCCCAAUGGUUGAAAAUGAAGUAAUCCGUUACAAUCCAGAAAUUCCUACCUGGAAAAAGAUAUACUGUUUCGGACAUUUCCUACUCCUAUUAGCCGCAUUUUUCCACUUCGAAUUCGAUCGCAGUCAGAUGUCCUACUUCACCUUCAAUCUCAAAUUGGCGUUCUUCGUCACAACGAUCCAAUGUCUGGGAGCUUUUUUCGACCGCAAGAUCUAUGCCUCAUAUCAGGAAAUUUUGCGAUGUGUGGGUGUAACGGCGUACUACUUCCACAUUAUCACCGAUCCUUUAGGUGUACAACCAAAUAGGCUAUUCAUGGUUGCAACUUAUAUGUCAAGCGCAGUAUUCUGGAGUGCCCAUAUCGUAUUACAUAUCGGUACAGUACCCCAUGAAAAUACUGAAAAAAUCAGCAAAAUGAAACAGAUUUCAUCAAUUCAGGCAAGUGAUAAAGUUUACCAUUUCAAAACAAACCAAAAAUUUUAUGUCAUUUGGGAACUUGCUAGAUUAUUUUAG
Molecule: messenger RNA, 1608 nt
Organism: Acanthocheilonema viteae
Lineage: Eukaryota; Metazoa; Nematoda; Chromadorea; Rhabditida; Onchocercidae
Source: the annotation of a GenBank genome assembly